This is a messenger RNA of Limulus polyphemus (Atlantic horseshoe crab), 932 nucleotides long. RefSeq names its product glutamate receptor 2-like. The transcript is spliced from 3 exons. The record is from RefSeq and is a predicted model, not a curated record. Lineage: Eukaryota; Metazoa; Arthropoda; Merostomata; Xiphosura; Limulidae. Bases 9 to 620 code for a protein of 203 amino acids.
ACUCCUUAAUGUGCACAAACCUAAUGAGUGCAACGAAAGGAGACCUUGCAAUAAUUGGAAAUGACAUAAAAAACGACAUGGAAGGAACAUUGGUAGAGACCACGAGAAAGGGAGUUAUCAAAGCUAUGCAGGAGUCCUAUGCUUUCUCCUGGUCUGGUACCAUAAUUGAAGGUGUUCUCGUUAACCUUGGGAUCACAGAGUAUCAUUUUGGAAAGGGUGCUUUUUCCGACAUCUUUUAUUCAGUUGUUUUGCCUAAAGGAUCGUUAAUGACAAAAGAAUUUACUAAGGCAAUAAGACAGUUGAAUGAAGGAGGCUUGAUAGACAAAUGGAAAAGGGACGUACUAGAUCAGAGAGCUCGAGAAAAAGCUUUCUCAAAGAAGAAUAACAGCACACCAGUGUUGGCCUCAGUGAAUCAGGGAGGACCGCGUCCUUUAACUCUAGAGGAUGUACAGGGUAGUUUUAUUCUUCUCUCGGUAGGCCACGGGAUAUCCAUUGUUGUGUUUCUCUUGGAACUAUUUCAUUCUUGGUAUAAAAUGAAAUCCCGUAAAACAACUAAAAUGAGUACCAUCCAAAAACAGCCUGUUGGUGUACGUGGAUUAACCUUAUGGAACGAACAGUAAAUGUAUUAGUAAUCUUACUGUUUUUAUUCACUAUUUACAACAUCAGUAACCAUAGAAGCUUCCUAGAACACACCGAUAGUAUUCACAUUGUAAGAAACUUUAAGACGUAUAUACUUGUAAGACAAAAAUUAAGAGAUUCUGUUUGAUGUAGUGUAGUAUGUAACCAUUACUUUCUGUGUGUACUUAUUUAAGAAAAUCUUCAAUAGAGAGAAGCAAAUCAACUUUAUAAUUCACAUGGUAGAAUAAAUAGUUACUGUUUCUAAUAUAUAUAUGCGGUAUAUUCAAAAUUGCAAGGAAUGUUUAUGUAAUUAA